GACGGCUGAUUUGAUGGUGGAAAAUUGGAGAUGUUUGAGCCCCUAGAGCAGCAGCUGCGGGCGUCCUGUGUGGCAUCCUCGUUUGUGCAGUGGUGGCCUCCUGAUGUCGUCAGCGUGGUGCUGGUACUCAGUUGAUGAAUGUGACAGCGAGUCAUGGACAGCAUAAGGGAUGGGCGCAUGUUUCCGCCUGAUUCCCUUCACUCUUCGCCUCCGCUGGUUAAUGACGUGGAUGGAAGGUUCCAAAUCGAGGAGGAGGGGCAUCAAUCAUCUGAAGAGGCUAGAGAUUAUAACCACCGGACGGGCGUGACUUCCUAUCUCUGUGACUUAAGGCAUGAAGCCGAUCAUUCGUCUACUGUCGCUAUGGCAGUGGCCGAGCCCGGUGUUGUGUCGCAAUGGAGGAUGAAGGACAGAAUGAAAACAGGAUAUGUGGCGCUCGCUUUGUGCUUGAAUAUAGGUGUAGAUCCACCGGAUGUAAUCAAAAUAUCUCCAUGUGCUCGCAUGGAAUGCUGGAUAGAUCCAUUUUCCACGACAUCUUCGAAAGCGCUUGAUGCAAUUGGGAAAAACCUCCAAGUGCAGUAUGAGCGGUGGCAACCUAGGGCGAAGUAUAAGGUCUGUCUUGACCCCACCGUAGACGACGUUAAAAAGUUGUGUUUGCAUUGUCGAAAAAAUGCCAAAAAUGAAAGAGUUCUGUUUCAUUAUAAUGGGCACGGCGUGCCAAGACCAACCCUCAAUGGGGAGAUCUGGCUGUUUAACAAGCAUUUCACCCAGUACAUACCUCUGUCAGUUUACGAUUUGGAGUCAUGUCUUGGGAAUCCAUCUAUCUAUGUGUUUGAUUGCUCGGCAGCAGGCAUGAUUGUCAAUGCUUUCUGUGAGCGACCAGAAUGGGGGACGACAACGUCUUCUACUCCCUCCAUGAGGGACUGCAUUCUAUUAGCUGCGUGUGGGGCGCUUGAAACACUUCCGCAAAAUUCUGAGCUUCCAGCUGACGUCUUUACAUCGUGUCUCACGACUCCUAUUCAAAUUGCUUUGAGAUGGUUUUGUCCACGAUCUUUACUCUCUUUGGAUCCUGAUUUAAUUGACAAGAUUCCUGGGCGUCAGAAUGAUAGGAAAACACCAUUGGGUGAACUCAAUUGGAUUUUCACGGCUAUUACAGAUACUAUAGCUUGGAAUGUGCUCCCUCGAGAGCUAUUCCAGCGGCUGUUCCGGCAGGAUCUACUUGUAGCAAGUCUAUUUCGGAAUUUCCUACUAGCGGAGCGUAUUUUACGAGCUUUCAACUGUUGCCCGCAAUCAUUCCCUCGCUUACCACCAACACAUCAACACUCUAUGUGGCAUGCUUGGGAUAUGGCUGCAGAAAUUUGUCUCUCACAGCUACCUUCCUUGUUAAGGAACCCAGGUGCAGAAUUUCAGCCAAGUCCAUUUUUUACGGAACAGCUGACAGCUUUCGAGGUGUGGUUGGAGCAUGGUUCGGAAGGGAAGAAGCCACCGGAACAACUUCCCAUAGUUCUGCAGGUUCUUCUGAGCCAGUCCCACAGGUUCCGAGCACUCGUACUUUUGGGCCGGUUUCUGGACAUGGGGGCCUGGGCUGUGUAUCUGGCAUUGUCAGUGGGAAUUUUUCCCUAUGUACUUAAGCUACUGCAUACCACGGCUGCUGAUUUGCGACAAAUCCUUGUGUUCAUAUGGACUAAAAUUCUAGCCUUGGAUAAGUCAUGCCAAGUUGAUCUAGUCAAAGAUGGUGGCCAUUUGUACUUCAUCAACUUCCUAGAGAGUCCUGACAUACAUCCUGAGCAGCGUGCCAUGGCUGCAUUUGUCCUUGCAGUUAUAGUAGAUGGGCAUCCCCGUGGGCAGCAAGCAUGUAUUUAUCCGGAAGGUCACCCAGUUGGACUAAUAUACACAUGUCUCUCCCACAUACAAGAAGCCCACAAUGUUCUUGAGGGACAACCUGACCCCUUGCUCUUGCAGUGGCUAUGUCUUUGCUUGGGGAAGCUUUGGGAUGGGGCUUCGAACGGUGUUGCUAUGGCCCUCGAUGACGAUGCACCAGCAAUUCUUGGAAAAGUUCUGUCUGAGCCACAGCCUGAGGUUCGUGCUGCAGCCGCCUAUGCAUUAGGAACUCUUAUCAAAGUGGGUUCAGAACUGUCUCGCAAUGAUGGAGGACGUGAUGAUGGUUUGGAUGAAGCCACUCAAGUUGCAGAGCAAGGAAUAGCUCGUGUGUUGCUAGAAGUUCUUUGCGACGGAAGUCCACUUGUGAGGACUGAGCUUGCUAUUGCUCUGGCACGAUUAGCUUCCAGUCACAACAGAAUGUUUCGUCAAGCCGCUGCAGCUUAUUUGAAGCCGCCAUCUCAUUCAACAAUUUUACCAGCGUCCGGAGCAGGAUACAGAAGCCCAAGAGCUUACCCUUCCUCGACACUGGAUGUUGAACAUAGUAUACGCUCUAAUGGGGGGACACCAUAUCGUUCAGGACUCCGAGUUGUUUCGAGUAAUGGCUCCGCAGGUUCUGCAGGCACUUCUCCAUUGUCGGAAAGCCAAAUGCUCGGAGAUUCAGUCAGUUGUGGAGGUUCCACAGACUUAGGCGAUCGAUCUUGGAGACGCUCUGAGGAUGGGAAUGUUUAUAUACAAUGCGUCACAGCUGUGUAUGCCUUGGCUAGGGAUCCUUCCCCCCGGGUUGCAUGUUUAGGCCGACAAGUGCUACGAAUGAUGGGAGUCGAGUCAGCUCAAAUUGUUGUGUCUGCAAGAUCUGGCGCAAGUAAGGUUUCCCGUCAUCAACGAAACUCAUCUGUACCUGCUCUGCCUCCUACUCCCUCUAUACCGGGUGUUCUGCUCCGAUCGACUUCUUGGGUAGCAUCCACUUCAGGGAAUCUUGCGAGUACUUGGCGUAUUUCAACUCCACCACCCAGCCCUCCCAACCAGCAGGCAUUUAUGGUUGGUCCUCCUAGUAGUUUACGACGGGCGGCAUCCUUGGAUAUAUCUUCAACAUUAAAUACUCCAUGGGAUGCACCUAGACCAUCGGUAAGAGUGCUUGGAGAUAAUGCUGUACAGGUAACGUCUUUAAAUCCGAGCACUGGACAUGGAAAUAUCGGUCUCGCUGAUGCCGCAGGGAUGUUGUCCCCUGGACAAUCAGCGGUAUAUCUUGAGGCGAUUCCCUUGCCAGAAUCUACAUUUUUCAAGUGGAGUUGUGGACAUUUUUCUCGACCUCUAUUGGAACCUGUUCAUGAUGAUGAAGAAGAAAUAUCAGCUCGCCGUGAAAGAAGAGACCGAGAAGCCCAGGACGGCAUUACCAAGUGCCAGCAUUCAAGUGUGAGCAAAGUCAGCGACCAAAUUGCGAGCUGGGAUACUGGGUCUGAAAUGGGGACUAAAACAGUGCUUUUGCAUCCAUUUAAGCCCCUUGUCUGUACUGCUGAUGAUAAGGAGACCAUCCGAAUAUGGGACUACGAAGAAGCUGCAGUCGUGAAUACUUUUGACAAUCAUAACACUCCUGACAAGGGUGUCUCCAAGCUCUGUUUACUCAACGAAUCAGACGAUAGUCUUCUCCUCGUUGCUUCAAGUGACGGUAGUGUGCGUGUUUGGAGAGACUAUACACAGAAGGACAAUCACCGCUUGGCAACUGCAUGGCAGACUGUGCAAGGCCACAAACCUGGUUCUCGUAGUAUCGAUGCUGUUGUAGACUGGCAACAAACGACAGGGUAUUUGUAUGCAUCGGGUCAAAUUUCGUGGAUCUCGGUGUGGGAUCUCGAUCGAGAACAGCUGAUUUCGACCAUUUCUUCUCAUUCAGAUAGUUCCGUAUCUGCUUUGGCGGCUUGCCAAACACAUGAUGCGCAUGUGGUCACUGGAUGUGGAGACGGUUCUGUACGGCUUUACGACAUCCGGUCUCGAGAUAUGCUUGUGUGUGCUAUGCAGCCUCAUGCACAUAAGGCGGUGGGCAUUGGGUUCCAACCUGGAAUGGGAUUUUCCAAGGUGGUUUCUGCUUCGCAAGCUGGAGAUUUGAAGUUCCUUGACAUGCGGAAGAGCUCAUCUCCUUAUCUGGAGGUGAACGCCCACAAGGGCCACUUGACCUGUUUAACUGUCCACCGGCAUGCACCUGUGAUAGCUACAGGGUCAGGAAAGCAGUUGAUUAAAACUUUUAGCACGAGUGGGGAGCAGCUUAGUAUGGUAAAAUACCAUAGCAGCUUCAUAGGUCAAAGGAUUGGAUCUGUCAGUGCUUUGGGUUUUCAUCCUUACAAGGUCUUGUUGGCUGCUGGGGCACUUGACUCCAUUGUAUCCAUAUACGCUGGAGAUAGUAUUCAAGGUUGUUAAUACAGUUUAGUUGUCUCUCAUCCUUCGCUGCACAACAUGCAGAACUUGAACUUUGGAGAGCAUAUCCACUCCAAUUCAGGCUUAAGGGCUUAGAUCGGGCCUAAAUUGUUGCUUAGUUCGGCUAGGUAGGAAUUAUGGUCAUCGAUUUCAAGGAUAUUCUCUCUAUGACGCACCUUUUUUUUUUUUUUUUUUUUUUUUUUUUUUUGUAAGUGUAGUCUGGUUUUAAUAUCAGUUCACCACUCUUCCUAUCUCGAAGAUUAUGAGUCUUACCAGUAGGGAACAGAGUCGAGUGUCGCAACUACUGUACUUAUUACUUCAUCCUGCAGAAAAGUUGAUUGAGUUUUAAGCUCUCUUUGAUGGGA
This is a messenger RNA of Physcomitrium patens, 4649 nucleotides long. Its product is annotated as regulatory-associated protein of TOR 1. NCBI's taxonomy places the organism in Eukaryota, Viridiplantae, Streptophyta, Bryopsida, Funariales, Funariaceae. Gene Ontology annotation, biological process: regulation of autophagy; TOR signaling; cellular response to starvation. Gene Ontology annotation, cellular component: TORC1 complex; cytoplasm. Gene Ontology annotation, molecular function: protein-macromolecule adaptor activity; protein binding. The record is from RefSeq and is a predicted model, not a curated record.